AUGGAGUCCCACCAGAACAACAACAACAACCAGAGCAACACAGACAAUCAUCAUCAGCAAACCACCGGUUCGGCCCAGCUGGUCCCAUUCAUGGGACCCAACUCCGGUUCGAUCUCAGCAAGCACCACCACCACAAACGCCGUAAGAGGAAACACUAACUCCACCAUCUCCGCCACCAAAACCACCGCCAAGCGGCCGUCAAAAGACCGUCACAUAAAAGUAGACGGACGUGGCCGGAGAAUACGUAUGCCGGCUAUAUGCGCGGCGCGUGUCUUCCAGUUAACACGCGAACUGCAGCACAAAUCGGACGGCGAGACGAUCGAGUGGCUGCUCCAACAAGCGGAGCCGGCGAUCAUCGCGGCCACGGGAACCGGAACCAUACCGGCGAAUUUCUCAACUCUCAACGUCUCUCUCCGUAGCAGCGGCUCCACUCUCUCAGCUCCACCGUCAAAGUCAGCUCCUCAUUCUUUCCUCUACGAUGGGACUCAGAACAACGGAAGGACGGCUCAGAACGCUGCCGUUUUCGGUUUCCAGCAACAGCUUUACCAUCCACAUCAGAUCAUGAGUGAUCCUCAUUCUCUCCCUAAACCAUUCCGUGAAGAAGAUCUCUUCAAAGAUCCUAAUUCACUUGACCAAGAACCCGGUUCAAGCUCGCCUAAACCCGGAUCCGAAGCUCCUGUUCAAGAACAAACCCGGUCAAGGACGCAGAACAUGAUACCACCGAUGUGGGCGGUGACGGCGCCGACAGCAGCGUCAACAAACGGCGGUAGUGGGUUUUGGAUGCUCCCGGUCGGAGGAGGAGGAGGUGGUCCGGCCGCGCAGGAUCCGUCACAGCACAUGUGGGCGUUUAAUCCGGGUCAUUACCCGGGUCGACUUGGGUCGGUACAGUUAGGGUCUAUGUUAGUGCAACAAGGUCAACAAUUAGGGUUAGGUGUUCCAGAGAGUAACAAUUUGGGGCUAUUUUCCGUCGGAGGAGGAGGAGGAGGAGGAGACGGUGGUUAUGAAGGUGGAGGCGGUGGUCGGGUUGGUCUCGGAAUGAGCCUUAAGCAAAAACCUCAACGUCAUCAGCAGCAUCAAGCGAGUGACACUACCGAAGACCAAAACCCUACUAUUGUUGAGUCUCCUUGA
This is a messenger RNA of Microthlaspi erraticum, 1128 nucleotides long. The record is from the annotation of a GenBank genome assembly. Lineage: Eukaryota; Viridiplantae; Streptophyta; Magnoliopsida; Brassicales; Brassicaceae.